AUGUUCUCGGAGGUGAAGUUCCCCGUGCCCUGGGGCCAUGUGGCAGCAAAGGCCUGGGGACCCCCAGAGGGACAGCCCGUGCUGUGCUUGCAUGGCUGGCUGGACAAUGCCAACACCUUUGACAGGCUCAUUCCCCUGCUCCCCAGAGACUGCCGAUACGUGGCGAUGGAUUUUUCUGGCCAUGGCUUGUCUUCCCACCGACCUGCAGGCUCCCCUUACCAUUUCCUGGAUUAUGUGAGCGAUGUGCGCCGGGUGGCAGCAGCAUUGCGGUGGAGACGGUUCACCCUGAUGGGUCACAGUAUGGGUGGCUCUGUGGCAGCAAUGUUUGCUUUCAUUUAUCCUGAGAUGGUGGACAAGCUGAUCUUGCUGGAAAAUCUUGGCUUUCUACUAGCUCCAGAGGACACUGAGGCAUGGCUGAAAUCAAAGCGGCUGGCUAUCGAUAGAUUACUGAGUCUAGAAGGAAAACAGCAAGCUCCCAAAGCACGUAGCCCUGAAGCAGCAUUGCAGAGGCUCUUAGAAGCAAACAGACAUCUGACAGCAGAGGGUGGGGCAAUCCUGCUGCAGCGAGGAGCGACUGAGACACCCACUGGGCUGGUGUAUAACAGAGACAUGAGAGUCCGUACGCAAAGUCGAGAGUACCUCACAGUGGAACAGUGCGUGAAGCUCCUGCAGAAGAUCAAGGACCGUGUUCUCAUCAUUCUAGCACAAGAUGGACUCUUGGUACCACACAAGCUGGAGAGCAGAAAUCAGUUUGCAAAAUCCUUACGGGAGGCAUUUGAGCAUACCCUCAAAGAGGACAUCCAGCUGGUAGAGGUGCCUGGGAGUCAUUUUGUGCACCUGAACGAACCCGAGGUGGUGUCUGGGAUCAUCAGCAACUUCCUGACAGCGCAGAACACCAGAGCCAGGCUCUAAGCAGUCACUGCAACAGCAGUCCAGGACGAGAAGUAGCUAAAAAUCUGGCUCUGGAGGAAUUGCCACUAUUCCUACCUCACAUCCAACAUCAGUUUCACGAUACUUGAUCCUAAGUGGAGCUUGCUGAAGGGGUGAAUGCAGAUCUGCAAGGUUAGACAGACACACAGUGGCUUUCCCUUUCUUCCUCCUAACUUCUGCAUCCCGAAAUAGAGCAGGAAUAUAGGCAGGGGCUCCUCAGGGAGCAGCAGCACCAACAGCUGUAGCACUGCAAGACAUAGGUAGCUCAUUCUUUCCUCCUCUCUCAGCAUGGAGUGACAGGUCCCUUCCUAGGGCUAGAUCAGUUAAAAAAAAAAAAAACAAAAAAAACAGGAAAUAGUUCUGCUUCUUUGCUUAUUUCCAUCAGUCCCUGAGCUCAGAGAGCCUCAACCUCUCUGUUCUACUGUGAGAGCUGCUGCUUUUUCUUAAAUAAUCAGCUUAAAUGAGAGCUCACCUGGGUACAGAAGGCCAUUUCAAUGAACUGCUGGGAAAUGAGUCAUUAAUCCUCUAGCUGAAGCAGCUGGGAGAACUAUUAGUAAUGGAAAAGUUGGCAGAGGUGAUUUCUGUCCAUCUAAAUAAAGAUUGAUCUUCCACCGUUAA
Numida meleagris (helmeted guineafowl) is the source of this 1548-nucleotide messenger RNA. It is a transcript of the gene SERHL2, whose product is annotated as serine hydrolase like 2. The transcript has 11 exons. The record is from RefSeq and is a predicted model, not a curated record. The coding region runs from base 1 to 912 and encodes 303 amino acids. Lineage: Eukaryota; Metazoa; Chordata; Aves; Galliformes; Numididae.